GCCUUGUCGAAUCCCAUCAUCGUGAACUUCUCAAACUCGAACACGAGGCUGUGAUAUCUCCUAUCUGCAUACUGAUACCCUUUAUCUAAGCUAGUAAUUUCAACUUACGCCACAAUAACUCGGAACUUCAACUUUCACACAUGAGGACUCGAUAAUAUCCAGCUUAAAGGGGUUCGAAUUCAAUAGAACACAACACAGCACACAACAUAACGCAACAAAACCACCAUGCCAGGCCCUGGCAUCGAAGCCACCGCCCCCGAACCCCCCUCCAAGCGCCGCAAAGUCCACGACGACAGCACCGCCUCCACACCCGCCCGCGACUACACCACCGCCUCCAAGCCCUCCGACAAAACCACCCUCCGCGUCUCCAUCCGCGAGAAGACCCUAGACAGCCCAUCCAUGACCCCAAGCCGAAGCCGCAGCCGAAGCCGCAGCCGGCCACGCCGCCGAGACACAGACGACUACUCCACCGACCGCUCGCGCCACAGCAUAUCGCCAACGUCUAGCACGCGUUCGCGUAUACGCUCCCCGCGCUCCAGCACAGGAAGCAGAUCCUCAACGCGCUCGCGGUCCCCUCGCUCCCCCUCCGAAACCCGGUCCCCCUCGCCCAACAGCCAGCUCCGCGACGAUGCGCUCGCCGCGCACGACGCGCCGACGCCUUCGCAGCCCGCGAAGCCGAAUUACGUGGCGCGGAUGGUGUUGAAGGGACACACGAAUGGGAUAUCACAAGUGCGCAUCUCGCCUGACGGGCGAUGGAUCGCGUCGUCGUCUGCGGACGGCACCGUGCGGAUCUGGGACGCGGUAACGGGGCAGCACGCGGAGACGCUCGUCGGCCAUAUGGCGGGUGUAUCGGCCGUGGCCUGGUCGCCGGACAGCGCGACGCUGGCGUCGGGGUCCGACGACAAAGCGAUCCGGCUGUGGGACCGGGUUACGGGACGCCCAGCGCGCGCUGGCAAGCCGUUGCUUGGACACCAUAGCUACGUGUACUGUCUCGCGUUCUCGCCGAAGGGGAAUAUACUGGCGAGCGGGAGCUACGACGAGGCUGUUUUUCUCUGGGACGUGCGUGCCGGCCGGUUGAUGAGGAGUCUUCCUGCCCACAGCGACCCCGUGAGCGGGAUUGAUUUCUGUAGGGAUGGGACUUUGGUCGUUAGUUGUAGUACUGAUGGGUUGACUCGAAUAUGGGACACCUCCACAGGCCAAUGUCUCCGAACCUUAGUGCACGAAGACAACCCCCCCGUAACAUCCGUCUGCUUCGCGCCCAACGGGCGGUAUGUCCUCGCCUUCAGCAUGGAUUCGUGUCUGCGUCUGUGGGACUACGUGUCCGGUACGGUGAAGAAGACGUACCAGGGGCACCAGAACAGCGGUUUCAGCAUCGGCGGCUGCUUCGGCACCGUACCCUCUUCUUCCUCACCCCCCUCUGACAACGACAACACCCCAGACGAGAGCGGAAGGGCGUUCAUAGCGGCGCCGAGCGAAGACGGGGCCGUCGUGCUCUGGGAUGUUAAGACGAAGGAAGUAGUCCAAAGAAUCGACGGCGCCCACGACGGCGUCUGCUUCUGGGUCGAUGUCCACGGCGACACCAUGGUUAGCGCGGGCAAGGACGGCCGUAUCGUCGUAUACAAGCACCGCGGCCCAGACGCGGUAGCCAAGGUCAACGGCGUGGCUGCCGGGACGAAAGAUGUAGUUAUGGAGGAUGGGGCUAAUGCUAAUACUACUGCUAAUGGGGACGGAAGCGGAAGCAUAUCACCGCUCAAAGACGAGGAUGUGAAGAAGGAGGAUUAGAAAGCAUGAUUAAUAUACCAGGAACCUAGAGCUAAGUACCUAGAGGGGAUAUAGGCGGCGUGUAUAAAUGAGCAUUUCAGGAAAGCGAAAAGGGCGAAGGAAAGAAAAUAAAAUCGACUUCGCUGUUACACGUAUAAAUACCUACUAAGAGACAACUGUCACAAAGUCUGAUUUAAUCUACGUAUAAGCAUAUUCGUUCGUC
This is a messenger RNA of Annulohypoxylon maeteangense, 1984 nucleotides long. RefSeq names its product WD40 repeat-like protein. Lineage: Eukaryota; Fungi; Ascomycota; Sordariomycetes; Xylariales; Hypoxylaceae. The coding region runs from base 226 to 1782 and encodes 518 amino acids. The transcript has 2 exons. Gene Ontology annotation, molecular function: protein binding. The record is from RefSeq and is a predicted model, not a curated record.